Messenger RNA from Drosophila serrata, 753 nucleotides. RefSeq lists its product as uncharacterized. The record is from RefSeq and is a predicted model, not a curated record. NCBI's taxonomy places the organism in Eukaryota, Metazoa, Arthropoda, Insecta, Diptera, Drosophilidae.
AUGAGCUUAAUGCAGAUCGCGCCGCGGUCGCUGCUGUCACAGACAAAGCUGGCAACGAUGACGUUGACGCGCAUGUACGACACAGAGAAGAAGUUUGGUCUUCGUCGGCGCCGUCUGGAGCUGAAGAAGACCCCUGACUCUGUGCCCUGCUACAUGGCGUUGCGCCGCUCGGAGAAUCGCUGCAACCAGCCGCGUCUCAAGCCCAUGUAUGACGAAUGCCUGGAGCCCUGUGACAUGGCGCCCUUGCCGAUGGACUUGGAUCACUACACGCCCAGCGACAAGGCGUAUCGCAAGUACCAGCGCACCUGGUGCGAGUCCUAUCUCCUGCCGAGGAAGUUCGUCAGUCCGAAGAAGAUCUAUCCCAAUCGACCAAGGCGCAAACUGCGUCGGGAAACCACCUCGGGCGAAUGCGUGGAGAGCGUAAAUACCAAGGGCGUGGGCCGCUUAAAACCUGAGCAGCUAGUCGAAGUGCCGGGACCCGGCAAGUGGCCCUGCUGCAAGCUUGUCGCACCUGGCUGCUCGCCUGGCCGUUCAGAUCCAGACUGUGAGCAAAAAUUUCCACCCUCCUGCUGCAAGAAGCGGCGCACCCAGUACCCCAGCUUCUCGGAGUGCCAGCCAGUGGGUCUGCUUGAUCCCAUACCACCCUGCGAGUGCAUCAAGCAGGCCGCAAUGUGCGACAUGUGGGCCCACUGGCGGCGAUUCCAUGGUCCAGAUAGAGUCGGAGGAGGGAUAAAAGUGAAGAAGGCCACGUAA